CUUGGGUGACUUGACACGCUCUUCUCAUCUUGCUCUGCUGGACGGAGGGAUGGGCUGGCUGGACAAGGUGCCGCGAACCGAAGGAGGCGGCCUGUGGAUAGGAGGAUAUGCUGCGCUGCACUCCCAGCAGCCUCUCUUCCAGCAGGCAAAGAUCACGCAUGUGAUUAGCGUACUGGACUACGAAAUCUACGAAGCAGACUACCUCCAGCUCUACACGCGCCUGCACAUUCCACUCGACGACGACCCGAAUGAAAACAUCCUCCAGCACUUGCAUAAGACGACGGAAUUCACAGAGGAGGCGCUACGCAAUGGCGGGGCCGUCUUUGUGCACUGUGCAAUGGGCAAAAGCAGGUCGGCCACAGUGUGCUGCGCCUACCUGAUGUGGAAGUACAACCUCACGCCAGAUGCAGCACUCGAGCAAGUUCGAGAGGGCCGCGGUGUUGCAGACCCGAACCCUGGCUUCAUGGAGCAGUUGGACGUCUACUAUCGCAUGCUGCAUGCUGAAAACCAAGUCGCUGCGACAGGGAUAUACAAUGCGUUCUUGAAUGAGCGCGACACAAUGAGAGAUUGGUAUACUUUUCGACCUUAUCGCCGACAAGCGGACCCAGGUUCGAAGCUAUGAAACAAGCUAGCGCACGCUAAGAAUGGCGUCGUGAAGAAGGUGAGAAUUCACUCAAGCACGUGGCUGGGAAGCUGUAGGGCUGUUUGUUGCCAAGCAUAUUCAAUAGCUUCACGACUUCCCGAUCGGGCAUACGACAACGGAACGGCAGUAAGCUGCCGGCUUAAUGGAGGCCUUAAUCAAAGUGUAUCAAAUUGCUUGCCGC
Molecule: messenger RNA, 824 nt
Organism: Sphaerulina musiva SO2202
Lineage: Eukaryota; Fungi; Ascomycota; Dothideomycetes; Mycosphaerellales; Mycosphaerellaceae
Product: phosphatases II
Exons: 1
Coding region: 50-622 (190 amino acids)
Biological process (GO): protein dephosphorylation
Cellular component (GO): nucleus
Molecular function (GO): protein tyrosine/serine/threonine phosphatase activity
Source: RefSeq, a predicted model, not a curated record